Phragmites australis (common reed) is the source of this 856-nucleotide messenger RNA. RefSeq lists its product as uncharacterized. The transcript has a single exon. Lineage: Eukaryota; Viridiplantae; Streptophyta; Magnoliopsida; Poales; Poaceae. The record is from RefSeq and is a predicted model, not a curated record. Bases 5 to 658 code for a protein of 217 amino acids.
CUGUAUGUCGUAUGGAUGCAUGGACGUCGCACUCGGCUUUCCGCCACUUUCUUCCCCGGCUUGUAAGCUAAGCUACAAACCAUUAGCUGCUUGCAUUGGGCGAAGCAAAGUUAGUCGACAACAAGCGGCCGCCAUGGCGAGACCUCUCCUCCAGCACAAGACCGACCGCACCACCACAUCCCACUCCGGAGCGCCGGCGCCCCACCUACUCUUCCUACUCCUCCUCGCCGCCGCGGCCGUCGCGACGGUCGUCGUGUCUCUCUGCACCAGCAGCAAGCACUCCAAGCCGUGGAAGCAGCGGGUGGGGUCGUCGGCGCCGGCGCCGCAGGUCGACGGGGGCAGCGCCAGGAAGCAGUUACUCGCCAGCCUCAGCGGCAUCGGCGGCAAGGCGGCGGCGGUGGCCAAGAUGGUCUCGUGGAACAGGCGGUCGCCGCCGGCGGGCGGCUGGAGCAGCGCCAGCGACGACGACGACGCCGAGGCCGCUGGCGGCGCUGUCGCGGAGGGGGAGGCCCUGUGGAAGAAGACCAUCAUCAUGGGCGACAAGUGCCGCCCGCUCGAGUUCUCCGGCAGCAUCGCCUACGAUUCAGACGGCAACCGGCUUCAGCCUCCACCAGCUGCGGAGAUCAAGAAGGGCGCCACCGAUGCAGCCGUGAAGUAAUUAACGUCGAGGCUGGUGGUGUCAAGAACUCGAUAUCAAGCAGCGCCGGCAAAUAACGUUCUUGGCCUGGCCUGCAAGUUUCAGAUUUUUCGGUCCUGGCCUGCACACGUGUGUACGCAUGCAUGCAGUUGAUCGUUAUUUUUUUUAUCUAAUAUUUUUUACCUACAUCUCUAAUAUAAAUCUUCUCUGGAAUUUUCA